UCGAGGUUGUUGUUGUUGUUUUAUUUUAGAUCGCGUUACAUUAGCACCGAGCUGGGGAUCCGGGAAUGUUUGUUUGUGGGAGUUCUCACAUCGAAAACUACUCUCAACUCUCUGGCCGUGGCGGUGAACCGGACAAUUGGUCACCACAUUGACAAGGUCCUGUACUUCACCGGCUCCAGGAGCAGGAAGAUCCCACACGGAAUGUACAUUGUAACCCACGGCGAUGAGCGGCCAAUCUGGAACAUGUACCAAACAGUGAAGUACAUCUUUGAGCAUUUCAGCAGUGAGUAUGAUUGGUUCUUCCUCAUUCAGGAUGACUCCUACACUGAGAGUGAUCGCAUCAAAAGCCUAGUGAACCACCUGAGCAUCAACACUGACCUGUACAUGGGCUGUCCUCAGGAGUUUAUCGGGGGUGACACCGAUGGCCAUUACUGUCAUGGUGGCUUCGGGUUCUUGCUGUCCCGCAGCCUCCUCAUCAAAUUACAGCCACAUCUGGAAACCUGUCGGAAUGACAUCCUGAGCUCCAGGCCUGACGAGUGGCUCGGUCGGUGCAUCAUUGAUUACGUGUCAGUGAGUUGUGUCAGUGAAUAUGAGGAUGAAAUCCGGAAUGUGAGUGGGCUGAUGGCUGAAGGGGAGAAGGUGAGCAGUUGGCCGGUGGGGAUUAACCCUCCUUUUGAGCCCCGCACGCGGUUCGAGGUCCUGCGCUGGGAUUAUUUCACUGAGGAACAGCUCUUCUCGUGCAUCGACGGCUCACCAAAGUGUGAGUUGCGUGGGAUCGACAAGAUGGACAUCAGCAACAUCAUCGAGACAGCAGUGGAGGAGCUGAACAAGAAGUAUCUGCCCACCCUGGAGCUGCGGAAGGAGCAGCUGGUGAAUGGUUAUCGGAGGUUUGACCCCACCAGGGGCAUGGAGUAUACCCUGGACCUACAGCUGCAGGUGCUCACUCAGAAAGGGCACAGUCGCUCCAUCACCAAGAGGGUGUACCUGGUCAGGCCUCUCAGUGACAUCGAGAUCAUCCCCAUGCCCUACGUGACUGAGGCCACCAGGGUCCACAUCAUCCUGCCCCUCACCGUCCAUGAGAGGGAACAGGCCAUUCGCUUCAUCGAGCUGUAUGCUGUCAAUGCGCUGGAGAGUAAUGAGAAUGCAAUCCUCACCCUCCUCUUCAUCUAUGACCCCUUUGAAGCUCAGAGGGUCAAUCAGAACGAUAUCUUCAGCAGUGUCAAAGCCAAGAUCAUGGACUGUGAGAGGAAGUACCCGGAAUCGAAGAUUCCCUGGAUUAGUGUGAAGACAGACUCACCGUGCCAACUGAAAAUCAUGGACAUCAUUUCCAAGAAGCAUCCGGUGGACACCUUGUUUUUUGUGGCCGGCAUCAACAUGGAGGUCAACUUUGAGUUCCUUAACCGCUGUCGCAUGAACUCCAUCAACCAAUGGCAAGUCUUCUUUCCCAUCCACUUCCAGGAAUAUAACCCAGAGGUGGCCUAUCACAACCAGCCCCAGCCACUGACCAUUGACCUGCUGAAGGAUUCCGGCCACUUUGACCGCGAUUUCUUCGAUGCUGCCUGUUUCUACAACUCAGAUUACAUGGCCGCACGCGGGAGAAUGGCGUCUGACGCCCUGGAGAACGAGGAGAUCCUGGAGAGCCUGGACCUGUACGAGAUGUUUGUGCAGUACUCUAACCUCCACGUCUUCCGUGCCGUGGAGCCAGGCCUGAGGCAGAAGUACAGCCAGCGGCUGUGUAACCCGCGAGUGAGCGAGGAGAUCUAUCACCACUGUGUGCAGAGUAACAUCCAGGCACUGGGCUCACGCUCCCAGCUGGCAAUGCUGCUGUUUGAGCAGGAACAAGGAAACAGCACCUGAGAGCACGAGGAGGAAGCUCUUCGUCCUUGCCACUGUCCUGGGUGCUGGGAUCUUGCACCCCCACCCCCUCCCAAUCCCUGUGUCCUCUACUCACUGAACUGGACAAACUCUUCACCUGCAAACAGACAGCACCGUCAUCACCAGCUCAAAGGGUCCCAGUCUGGAGCAUUGACAUGGCCACCUUCUCUCAGGCCUCAGUCUGCAGGAAAGCUGCCAUCCCAUAAUGACCCAGCCCAUUGCGAGCACAAACUCAAACCAACAAAGACCAGGACAGUGUUCACUUUAAUUCGCUUCACCCCAUCUCACGCCAAGACUGCUGGCUUAACAGGACACUCUCUGACCUGCUGUGACCCUGUGAUGCUGGUGGGGUGGGGGGCAAAUGUGACAGG
Chiloscyllium plagiosum (whitespotted bambooshark) is the source of this 2246-nucleotide messenger RNA. The record is from RefSeq and is a predicted model, not a curated record. Lineage: Eukaryota; Metazoa; Chordata; Chondrichthyes; Orectolobiformes; Hemiscylliidae.